Molecule: messenger RNA, 3156 nt
Organism: Chiroxiphia lanceolata (lance-tailed manakin)
Lineage: Eukaryota; Metazoa; Chordata; Aves; Passeriformes; Pipridae
Gene: TNN
Product: tenascin N
Molecular function (GO): protein binding
Source: RefSeq, a predicted model, not a curated record
UCUUCUGGGCGCUCCCCCCUCCCUGCCCUCCAUUCCCGCAGUUCCCGAUGGUUCUGCGGCUGGAAGCGUAAUGAGAGCCCCAACUGGUCAGAGGGCUGUGCUGUGUGCCCCAGAGCUGCUGUCAGGGCUCGCUGGCACCGCCCGUCGUUAGAGGAAGCUCUGCCACAGAAACGUCAGGGUCCGGCCGCGGGUGGAGCAAAGGGAUCCCGGAUGUGGGGAAAGGCUGUAAAAGUGACAGGGAAAGCUGUCCCAGAAGGAAAAUGUGAUGCAGAGGCAUCGCCCAGCCGUUGUGGGGUCCCUGUGUGGAACACCACGUGUCCUGCCCGCCUGUCCCUGCUGUGGGACAGGUUAUCUGCCAACAGCUUUCCUAAAGGCUGGCAGCUGUGCUGUUUGAAGGGUCGGCACUUCCCCUGAAAAUGUGCCAGAUGGAUUUCCAGAGGCGGCUUGCCUUCCCAGUGGGGUUAUUGCUGUGCUGUGCUCUUCAGACAUCUGCUGGUCAGCAUCUUGCAUCUCACAACUGCUCCAGUGAUGCUCAGAGAAUACCCUUCAGCCACUCCUGUAAGAUUGACCUACCCACGUCCUCCCAGAUUAAGGUGGAAGCAGAUCCCUUACAGCAUGAUGAAGACAGCAGUGGGGUGCAGCUGGAUCCUGGAGAGGCUGAGGAAAAUGAAGAGCAGAAUAUAAUUUUUAGGCGCAACAUCUAUGUGCACACAACCAAAGGGAACUGUAAAACUUUGACCCACAUUAAGGAUCUCUUGGAAAGGAUGGAGAAGCUUGAGAAGGAAGUGGCAGAGCUGAGGGAAGUUUGCAGCCCUCAGAAGUGCUGUGGGAGAAGCCAAGGCGUCCCUCCCUGCAGCAGCCGUGGGACUGUUCGACAGACCUGCGGCCGUGAGUGUGCCUAGGGCCGGCAGGGCAGCGACUGCUCCCACCACACCUGCCCCGGCCACUGCAGCGGCCACGCCUGGGACAGCGGGACGUGUGUCUGUGAUGAGCCUUUCUUUGGGGAGGAUUGCAGCCUUCGGCUCUGCCCAGAGAACUGCAGCGGCCACGGGACCUGUGACACGGCCACAGGGGUGUGCCAGCACCACGAGGAAUUCACGAGCGAGGACUGUGCCGACAAACGAUGUCCCGGGGACUGCAGUGGCAAUGGUUUCUGUGACACAGGAGAGUGCUACUGCCACGAUGGCUUGUUUGGCCUCGACUGCUCCCAGGUGCUUGCUCCCCAGAACCUGCAGCUGCUGAACUCCACUGAGAGCUCUCUGGCUCUCAGCUGGGAUCCAAUGGCUGAUGUGGAUAAUUACAUCCUUACCUAUUAUCCAGCUAGAUAUGAGAUGUUGGUGAAACAAAUCCACGUUCCCAAAGAGCAGCUCAGCUACAAGAUUAUGGGACUCCGCCCUGGCACCACCUACAAUGUCACACUUUGUCACCUGAAGAAGGGGAUUGCCAGUGAGCCCAAGGAUCUAGAAGCAAGUACAGUCCUGUCUGCACUCAGUGCCAUCUGGGUGACAGAGGAGAUGGAGCACUCACUGGAAGUGGAGUGGGAGAACCCACCAACAGAUGUGGAUUAUUACAAGCUAAAAUUCAGAUCCCUAGUGGAGAUGGAUGAGAAGCAGGUCAUGAUGCCCAAAAGCAAUGACCCUAAGAGCAGAUACAUCCUGACUGGCCUGAAGCCUGGCAAAGUGAAAGACAACACAGAAGGGAAACCAUCCUCCAUGACUGUGAGGACUGGAGUUGAUAGCCCAACCAAUGUGACAACUGACCAAGUGACAGAGGAUACAGCCACUGUCUCUUGGAAUAAAGUGGAGGCUCCUAUAGACAGGUACAUGGUGAGAUACACCUCAGCUGAUGGGGACACCGAGGACACAGAGGUGGGGAGUGACAACAACAUGAUCACCUUACUGGAUCUGAAGCCAGGCAUGGAAUAUGUCAUCCACAUCUGGGCAGAGAAGGGGCCCCAGAGGAGCAAGAAGGCAAGCACCAGGACUGUGACAGAAAUCGACAACCCAACUGAACUGUUGUCUGACCAAGUGACAGAGGACACAAUUACUGUUUCCUGGAACAAAGUCCAGGCUUCAAUAGACAGAUACAGACUGAGCUACACCUCAGCUGAUGGGGACACAGAGGAGAGAGAGGUGGAGAAAGACAAGAACGUCACUCCCUUGGCAGGACUGGAGCCAGGCACGGAGUACGUCAUUUACAUCUGGGCAGAGAAGAGAGAACAGCAGAGCAAGAGGGUCAGCACUGAGGCUGUGACAGGGAGCUCAAGCAUAUCUGUGAAAGGGCUUCCAGGUCUCUCCAAACAUCUAUGUUAUCUCUACACAGCAAUUCUACUUCUCAAAACAGAGGAUAAACAGCAUCAGGCAUAAUAUAUGGGGUUUCCCACACUACUACUCUGCAGGCCUCGGCAUUCCCAGCUGCAAGGUCACUUGAGUGAAUGUACCAUCUUGCUCACUGUUCUUCUGCUUUUAACCCGUCCCUCCCAACAGAAGGACCCUGCUCUCUUGGUAUUUUGUUUCAUGAGCUCUCUUUGCAUUGCUGGGUAUUGAAGAUGCACGGUUGUAACCCUACUUAAAUUAUUAAAUGUAAUAAUUUAAAUACCUGCCUAUAGGCUCCCAUAAAUAAUGCUAUAGGUGAUUCUAGAAGAGGCAGAUGUUGUAAUACAAGAGUGAUGACAGCUGAUGGUCCUUAUUUCACUAGUCCUUCAUCAAAAGCAUGUGCUGCUACCAAGCCCAACAAUAACAGAAGUUUAACAACCAAAGCGAAACCAUUUCAGAAUCAGAGACAGUUAAAAAUAAUGGCCUGCCCUUUGAUUUGUGACCUUAGGCUGGUCCUAGGAGGCUGCCAAGCAGGCUUAAAUCUGUCCUGUUCGGUCAACCAUAAGGAUUGUGGUAAACUGGGAACAUUCAGGGUCACUCCGUAUCCAUUGACCUUGUUAAUGUACUUAUUUUUAGUUUAUGAAUCCAGCUGGUCCAAGAUAGAUGGGUUGAAGCUCAGAUUUAGGGCAAGAUGCCAAAGAGUUCACCAGUGCUUACAGAGGUUGAGGGCAGCUGAUGGGGACAAAUGGAGAUCUCUUGAGGUCAAAAGGCCAAACCUAUCUGGAACUAGAAAUGCAAGGAGUGUUUUAGCAAUUUCAAAUGGAUUUUUUUUGAACUGGCA